AUGGUUCACGCUUCCGGAAAGCCUUCGCAAUUCAGCGAUGCUGCCCUCCAGCAGCGUAUGCAGAUGGCCGGCAAGGCUGGGCCACAGGCACUUGUACGCAACUGGCGUGUCUUCCUGACUGCCUGUUUUGCUUGCAUUGGUGGUCUCCUUUAUGGCUACAACCAGGGUGUGUUCAGUGGUGUCUUGACUAUGAACGCCUUCAAUAGACACAUGGGCGACUAUACCAGAGAUCAAUCCAAGAAAGGAUGGCUUACCUCCAUUCUCGAACUCGGCGCCUGGACGGGCACGCUGUACUCUGGGUUCCUUGCCGAGAUCAUAUCCAGAAAAUAUGCUAUCAUUGUCAACACCUGCGUAUUCAUUAUCGGUGUCGUCGUUCAAUGCACGGCCGUCUCAGCUGGCCACUCCGCGAUUCUUGGGGGUCGAUUCAUCGUCGGUAUGGGUGUGGGAUCACUUUCGAUGAUCGUGCCCAUGUACGUGGCCGAAUGUUCUCCUCCCGAGCUCCGGGGUCUGCUCAUCGGUAUGCAACAAUUCGCCAUCGAGUUCGGUAUCAUGGUCAGCUUUUGGAUUGAUUAUGGAACCAACUACAUCGGCGGAACUGGCGAUACCCAAUCUGAGGCGGCUUGGCUCGUGCCUCUUGCUCUUCAGCUUUUCCCGGCGUUGAUCCUGUUGGUGGGCAUGGUGUGGAUGCCCUUCACUCCGAGAUGGCUCCUUCACCACGGUCGCGAAGAAGAAGCACGCCGGACUCUUGCAACCUUGAGGUCUUUGCCAAUCGACUCUGAGCUUAUCGAAUUGGAGUUCCUCGAAAUCAAAGCUCAGUCCAUGUUCGAGAAGCGAAGUGUGGCGGCGAACUUCCCUCACCUUGCCGAGCAGACUGCAACCAACACCAUCAAGCUUCAAUUCGUCGCCAUAGGCUCUUUGUUCAAGACGAUGCCCAUGUUCCGCCGAGUCAUAGUUGCCACAGUGACUAUGUUCUUCCAGCAGUGGACCGGCAUCAACGCCGUCCUUUACUAUGCACCGCAAAUCUUUGGCGCCCUUGGCCUGUCCUCGAACACCACUUCGCUUCUUGCUACGGGUGUGGUUGGCAUUGUCAUGUUGUUGGCAACAAUUCCAUCCAUUCUGUACAUUGACAGAAUCGGAAGAAAGCCUGCAUUGGCCCUUGGUGCUCUUGGAAUGGGUCUUUGCCAUUUUAUUAUUGCUGUCAUCUUCGCCAAGAAUGAGCACCAAUGGCCAACCCACAAGGCAGCAGGCUGGGCUUGUAUUGUCAUGGUCUGGCUUUUUGUCGUCCACUUCGGCUGGUCUUGGGGUCCUUGUGCCUGGAUCGUGGUUGCUGAAGUCUGGCCAUUGUCCGCUCGUCCAUACGGUAUCGCCCUCGGCGCGUCCAGCAACUGGAUGAACAACUUCAUUGUGGGCCAAGUCACUCCAGACAUGAUCACCGGCAUCACUUAUGGAACUUUCAUCCUCUUCGGGUGUUUGAUCACUCUCGGAGCUGCAUUCAUCUGGUUUUACGUGCCGGAGACAAAGCAGCUCACUCUAGAGGAGAUGGACCUUGUCUUUGGAUCUAGCGGUGUUGCCGCCGCUGACCAGGAGCGCAUGGCCCAGAUCAAUGCUGAGAUUGGUCUCAACCGCAGGCUCAGUGCUCUCGCGGGUGAACCAGUCAGCGAUGAGAAGGUUGCAGGGUUCGAUGAGAAGACGACCGCAGCCAAGACGGCGUAA
Messenger RNA from Cladophialophora yegresii CBS 114405, 1713 nucleotides. RefSeq lists its product as uncharacterized. Lineage: Eukaryota; Fungi; Ascomycota; Eurotiomycetes; Chaetothyriales; Herpotrichiellaceae. The coding region runs from base 1 to 1713 and encodes 570 amino acids. Gene Ontology annotation, cellular component: membrane. Gene Ontology annotation, molecular function: carbohydrate:proton symporter activity. The transcript has 5 exons. Gene Ontology annotation, biological process: transmembrane transport; carbohydrate transport. The record is from RefSeq and is a predicted model, not a curated record.